CAAAUACAUAUACUCCGAGAAAUUCAUAAAAUUGCGUUGCAAAUUCGCGCUCUUUAAAUAUUUUCGUCUUGCAAUAUUAAUUGUUUGCAACGACUUGUGAACAUAUUGUGUCCACUCUCUUCUCUAUUGCGUUUAUCGUGCUGCGAGUUUUGCGCAUUUCCAUUUCGAGGGGCAAUCGAAUUAACCAUUACAACAAGAACAACUACAACAGCAACGGGGACAAAAACAACAGCAAUAGCGAUUGCAACGUGUGCUCCCACAUAGAAUACCUUGUUUAUUAUUUUAGCGACUGGUGCUCUUCGCUUAACUCUUGAUACCUAGUGUGUGUGUGCGAAAUGCCUAAGCGCGGCGGUGGCGGUGGCGGUCAACGGUACAACAACAACAACGUUGGCAAUGGCAGCGGUGGCGGCGGCAGUGGCGGAUCACGUUUUUCUGCCUUAAAAGACUAUGAUGACGAUGACCAUCAGCGUCGCAAGGAUCGCAAUAAGCGACGCGUCAGCUUCAAGACAUCACAGUUUCCACACAAAAGCGAUGUCAAGCUACGCUUGCAGGAUGUCCGUCGCUGGGACGAGGACGACGACAUGAGCGAAAUGACAACCACAGUAAAGGAUCGCCCCAGCUCGCGACGACGCGGCUCACCGAUUCCACGUGGUAAAUUUGGCAAACUAGUGCCCAAUGGAGCUGGCUGGUAUCAAGUGACCAUACAAAAUGGCCAGAUCUAUGAGAAGGAGACGCUGCUGCGUGCUCUGCUGGCUGCAAUGUCGCCGCAUGUUUUCAUACCGCAAUAUUGGCGCUCGGAGCGUCAUUGUGCUAUCUUCUUCACGGAUGACUUUGAGGUGGCAGAGCGCAUACAGCAGCUGGGACGGCAUGCACAGCUGCCGGAUGGCUUUCGGCUGAUGCCGCGUGUACGCAGCGGCGUGCCAUUGGUUACGAUCGACGAAGAAUUCAAGGCCAAGAUGAAGGUGGUGAUGGCCAAGCGUUAUAACGUGCAGACCAAGGCGCUCGAUCUGUCUCGUUUCCACGCCGAUCAGGAUCUGAAGCCCAUCUUUUGUCCACUCUUCCGAGUGAAUGUCAUGAGCACUGCGCUGGACAUCAUAUGCGACAAUAUACCCGAUCUGGAGGCAAUCAAUCUCAAUGACAACAAUAUGUCCACCAUGGAAUCGUUCAAGGGCGCCGACAAGCGGCUGCCUAAUCUUAAGAUCCUCUAUCUGGGCGAUAACAAGCUGCCAUCGUUGGCUCAUCUGUUGGUCUUUCGCAAUUUGCCGAUUGUGGAGCUGGUCUUGCGCAAUAAUCCAUGCCGUUUGCGCUAUAAGGAUCCACAGCACUUUGUCAGCGAAGUACGACGAAAGUUUCCCAAAAUCUUAAAACUGGAUGGGGAAGCAUUGCCGCCACAGGUUCACUUCGAUUUAAACGAAUCGUCGGUGCUGCCAACGGCCAAAGCCUCUUUUCUGUGCGACAGAGCUGGAGCCGAUGUGGUUCGCCAAUUCUUGGAUCAAUACUUUAGCAUCUUCGAUUCGGAUAAUCGACAGCCAUUGCUGGAUGCAUACCAUGAGCAUGCGCUGCUCUCCAUGUCCAUGCCCUCGGUCAGUCAGGUGGGCAGACUUAACAGCUUCUGGAAAUUUAAUCGCAAUCUGCGACGCAUUGUGAGCACUGAACGGGAGGACUUGCGCAUACGCCUCUUGAAGAGCGGACGACUGGCCUGCGUGUCCACAUUGGACGAAUGGCCACGGACACUGCACGAACGUCGCACUUUCACAGUUGAUCUAACCAUAUACAAUCCCCAAAUGAUGGUGUUCACAGUGACGGGAUUGUUCAAGGAGCUGACUGGCGAUUCGGGCUCUUCGACGCCCAGCUCUAUGCAGGCCUACGAGCUGCGCCACUUUUUGCGCACAUUUGUGGUGGUGCCGCAGAAUACGGGCUUUUGCAUUCGAAACGAGACAAUUUUCAUAAGCAGUGCCACGCCCGAACAGACGCGUGAAUUCAAGCGCACACAGCAUCAGCCAGCACCGGGCGCUGCUAUUGGCGUCGGUGUCGGUGUCGUCGGCGGCAGCUUAACGCCAAUUGGCUCAACACCCAUUGCUGACGGCUCAGUACAGAAUCGAUUGCAACAGGGUCAGCCGGCGGCGGGCGUCCCUGUUGCCCUGCUUACAACACCUACGCCAUCAAAUCCAACUGGCACACCCACUGGAAGCAGCACUGCUGCCGUCAAUGAUGCCACCAAAAUGCAAAUGGUGCAGGCAAUGAGUGCCCAAAGCCAGAUGAAUCUGGACUGGAGUCGCAAAUGUUUGGAGGAGACGAAUUGGGACUUCAAUCAUGCCGCCUUUGUGUUCGAGAAACUUUUCAAGGAAAACAAGAUUCCACCCGAGGCUUUUGUCAAGUAAUUGGCCCAAAACAAUACCAACACCCAUCAAUGCACCAACCCACACACAAAUACACACAUACACACACACACAUACACACAUACACGCACACAUACAACACACACAGUUUCAAUGGCAAUAUUAACCAUCAAAUUAUAAAGUAAUGCCUUUCGUCUAAAUACAAUUGGCAACAGGUGUCACAUUCGCACACCAGCUUUAGGCGUUCACACAUUGUUUUUGUUUUGUUUUGAUCUGAUUUAAAUAAUUUAUCUGUAGAUCUUAAGCUAAUAUUUAUAGACACUCUGGCAAUGUUGGCUACGCUUCCAAACUAAUCAUCAUAUCAUAUAAAAUCGAUUGUGUCUAAUCUGUUUACUUUGCCUCAAAAUACACAAACUUAAAAAGUGUAUUUAAUAAAUUCUUUGGAAUUUGUCUAAGCAAUUGCCAGCGUCUCUCAACACACAUACACACCCGUACCCAUAAACUUACACUUUUAAAUAAAUAAAAACAAUAAAAAAAC
Molecule: messenger RNA, 2877 nt
Organism: Drosophila hydei
Lineage: Eukaryota; Metazoa; Arthropoda; Insecta; Diptera; Drosophilidae
Gene: sbr
Product: nuclear RNA export factor 1
Exons: 10
Coding region: 336-2381 (681 amino acids)
Biological process (GO): poly(A)+ mRNA export from nucleus
Cellular component (GO): cytoplasm; nucleus
Molecular function (GO): protein binding; RNA binding
Source: RefSeq, a predicted model, not a curated record